AUGCCCGAAGAUAAACGCUGCAAAGACACCUCCAUCCCACCUCCGCUCGAUCCAUUCCCCACCUACCAGACACCAUACCCUCGAUCCAACCACAAUCAGCACGAGAACCCCUUCAUUCAAUUCCGCCGCUUUGCUGACGAAAAAUUCUCCUCCUUCUUUCAAGGCAUACCUAAUCUCUUUGGAGUCCCUGCCAAAGACGUUGACGAUCUGAUGCGGCGCAGGCAUGAAUUAGAAGAAGGAUGGAAGAAGCAGUUCGAGCAGGAGGUGGAGGAGAUGAGACACGAGGUGGAGAAGACCCGAAUUGCCACAUUAAAGGCCAUGGAAGAUUCGUGGUCUCGGUCCACCGAGGCUGCCUCGAAGUCGUCCGAGACCGUUGAGCCCUCGCCGUGGUGGAUGAGGGGAAAUCCAUCCAAAUGCCCUGCAUUGAAUGGUCAGGAGCCACAGCCAAAUGCCCACAAGUGCCCUGCUCUUUACGACGAGGCCGGUGAGCCAAAGACCGAGUUGGAUUUAUACGAAGCACCUACCGUCUCCAAACGCCAACCAACCGAUACGCAAGGCGUUUCAUCAAGUGGUCGCCCAUGGCCUCACUGGCUGACUCCUGGGGAUCUGAAAGCAAAGGAGAAAGCCACCGAGCAGACCAAGCAGCGUUCAGAAGAAGCCCCAUAUACUCCUGCGACCCGGUACAGCUUGGGAAAAGCCCGACACAUGAAUCCAUUCGACAACCCCGAUCACACUAUUCCAUGGCUGAUGCUGAGUCCUUACUCUCCCAUCUACCUGUGUAACCCGGGCCAGGCUCGCAUGUUCCGAGUCAAAAUUCAAGACGCGGAAGAUGUUCCUUUGCAGAUUUCAAGACCAAAGUACUUCGAAAGAUGGUACACUGAAGUGGACGACAAGUUAUCACGACAACUUUCCUGGGCUGAUGCAUUUGAGGAUCUCAUAAGUUUACAGCAGAGAGGAUCAAUGGUGGACAGAAAUUAUUCCACUCUUCGAACGCCCCCUACGUGGAUUCAUGAUAUGGUCAGUCGCGGAAGCCUCGGUGAUCGUUGGGGAUUUAAUGAUGAUGGCAUUCUCAUGAAACGCUCCAAUGGCAAUGCAGCUACUGAAACUGCCACCAUCAAAGAUCAUUGUCGAGGGCAAAAAGAGCAACGAUGGCGAUCUUGGAGACGUGGCGAGGAUGCACAGAAACAGCCCAAAGAUGAUGAGAAGGAGAAACGUGAGGACUUGAUCGACAAAUUCGUUGAUGAUCUUCCAGAAUCGAUUGCUCGAUCACCAAUCUUCGGGGGUCUUCUAUCAGCUGCGGACUCCAUCGUCUCGGCCGUUGAACAGGGUAUUGAAGAUGUUCUGAAGCAGACACAAGAGGAGUUAGCUACUUCCACUGAUACAGCGGCAAUAAUCGAAUCUGAAGAGCCGGAUAGCACGCCGUACAGCUCGCUAGCGAACUCGUCGAGCUCAUCGAGUUCGUCAUAUUCGUAUGCGAGCAAUACUUCGGCAAGCUACUCUUCCUCAUCAGACCAGGACCCGAGUUCAAUCAUCUCAACUCUAACGACCACAGUCACACGGACCCUACCUGACGGGUCAGUUGAAACGAAGCGUGUUUUCAAGAAACGAUUUGCCGAUGGUACGGAAGAGAGUGAUGAAAGCACUGAAGUCAAAAGCGCUGCAUCCAGAGCAACCCCCGCUAAUCCGGAAGUGUCUGAUAAACAGACGCAGACUCAACCUGCAAGCAGCAUUGAGCCGGGGAACAGUCAGGUGCCUGCUCCAAAGCACCUCGACCCAGAGAUGGCAGAUAGGAUACACAACACGUACGGUGCCCAGGUCUUCCAACGAGGUCACGACGAAACCAAUCCACCGUCCAACGAACAAGCAGAAAAUCCGCAGGCUAGGCGGAGAGGUGGCGGAUGGUUCUGGACUCGAUAG
Exophiala aquamarina CBS 119918 is the source of this 1917-nucleotide messenger RNA. RefSeq lists its product as uncharacterized. The transcript has a single exon. The record is from RefSeq and is a predicted model, not a curated record. The coding region runs from base 1 to 1917 and encodes 638 amino acids. NCBI's taxonomy places the organism in Eukaryota, Fungi, Ascomycota, Eurotiomycetes, Chaetothyriales, Herpotrichiellaceae.